AUGACAUGAAAUUUAAUCAUGUUCUUCAAAAUAUAACUUUGUGUAGAGAUUAUUUUGAUCAUGUGAUUCCCCUAAAACUUUUGCAUUUACCUGCUGAAGACCAAAACUUGCUAAAGACUGGAGUACAUGCGUUACGUAAAAUACACUACGUUAGAAUAACAUGUAUUUUUAAUCUUGACAUAUUUUGGUGCACUGUAUAAAUACGAAAAACUGACAAGAUCAACAAUUAGAACAAGAAAAUGGCAGGUGUUAAUCAAAGUGACGAUGAUAACCUAACAAAGGAGUCUGAUGAAGUUCAAGAAAUGUUUUGUGAGCAAUGCGACGAGCAUGGCGUGUACGCGGUCGCUUGUGGAUUCUGUGUGGAUUGUCAGGAAUACAUGUGUGAUAUUUGUAUGGUGUACCAUAAAAGAUACGUGCCCGGUCAUACCCAACAGGAUAAAUACACCAUGCCUCAGGAUUUCUGCCUUGAAAAAUGUGACAAUCAUCAAGAAAAGGUAAUCAAAUAUUUCUGUAAAAAAUGCAACAAGUUUGCCUGUGCAAAAUGCAAACAAGAAGACCAUAAAAGCUGCAACCUGGGUCAUAUUCCCUCCCUAAUACAUGGCAACGUUCUUGAUGUCAGCAGUGAGAUGAUUAGUUUAAUGGACAAAAUUGAUAUUAUGUCUAAAAAACUGGAUGAAACGAAAGAAAAAAUAAACCAAAACGUUUCUAAAGUUCUUUCUCAAGAAAAUGACGCAAAAUCAAGAGUUAAACAGGGCAUUGUGGAAAAGAAAAAGAAUUUCAAGAGACAAAUGGAUGAGGUGAUUAAUGCAUUUGACAAAAGAAUGGAUGAAAUUAUAGCAAAGCUUGAAGAAGAAAGGCAUGAAAAGGUGGCUUGGCUUGCUGAACAGAAGAAAAUAUUUGAAAGAAAACUCAGUGAAGGGGUAGAAACAGUAGAAUUUGAAAUAGAAAAGUUUGUAGUAGCAGAUCAAGCGAAAUUAAAUGCCCUUCAACAAGAUUGCAAGGAAGUAACAGACGAUUUAAAGUCAUUGAGGUAUGAUCUAGAACUGAAACGGAAUAUUGGCCAACUAAGCAAUAUCUUUGUAACAUUUAAAAAGAUGCAACCAGACAUUAUUAAAUGCCAAGAAAAAAUGAAAACUUUGAUUGAAAACAAUAAAACCAGUACCUACGAAAUUGAUUCCGAAGACGUUUCCUUGACUUUAGAACCUAAUAUUUUAACACAUAGUGUCUUUACCAUAGGUAAAGUUGUCGAUGAUUCAACAGACGACAAGAUAGCCAUUAUCCCGAAUAUGGAUCUAAUAUUGCAGAGUGAAGAAAAGCCAAAGCUUGUAACAUUUUCCAGUUUAUGUGUUCUGAAUGAAAAUAAACUUGUAGUUGCAAACUACAAGCACAAUUGUCUCUUUAUAAUCAAUAAUUUGACUAAAAUCACACCUGCAAAUGUUGUAAAUCUAACUUCAAAUCCAUGGGGCAUUACAAAAAUCACAGCUGAUCAAGUUGCUGUCACAUUUCCGGAUGCCAAAAGCGUCCAAUUUCUGACCAUAUCUACUGAAAACAUGAACUUAAACCCCAAAAGUUUGCACAUGGGAGGAAAUUGCUAUGGCAUAGCAUGCACUGGUGAACAUUUAGUCGUUUCUUUCCUCAAUCCAGCAGAAAUCAGAGUUAUAAACUUCGAUGGGAUCGUUAUAAAUCAUCUUGUUAGACCCAAUGACGGACGGACUUUAUUCAAAUCUCCCCUGUGCCUAACAUUAAAUGUAGACCAUUCCGCGUUGUACAUAUCGGACAGCGAGGCUAACACGGUUACAUGUAUGAAAUUUGAAGGAAAGGUUAAGGCCACCUACAAAGAUGAUCAGCUGACAAGCCCUUUACAUAUGGCAGUUGACGGAACUGGAUUAGUUUACGUUUGUGGACGAACAUCAAAUAAUAUUCAUCAGUUGUCUUCUGAUCUCAAAAAAGGAAUAGUACUUCUCGACAAACAUGAACUUACAAGUCCAACUAGUGUGGCAUAUUGCACGAAAAGAAAACGUCUUUAUGCGGGAAUGAAAAAUAAAAAUGUUGUCAAGGUUUUUAAAAUAAAAGCAGUACAUGAUGGUGAAACUUUUGAACAAAUAUGACAUUUAUAAAGAGGACUAACAACCGAACAAUUGAUUGUUCAACUAAUACAUUUUUACGAACACAUGUAUUUCUGUGAACCUAUCAAGUCAAUCCUUUGUUCUAUUAAGAGGUUAAAGAAAAUCCAAUAUGACAUAAUUAUGGUGAUUAUGAAGUUUACAUGGAUAAAAGAACUGACCAAGAUCCAGAUUUAGUUAAAACACAUUCACAGUUAAAAUUGAAAACUUCAGUACUUCUUUAUCAUCUAGUUAUUUAUGUCAUCUAGUUAUUUAUGAUAUAUAAAUUAAACUAAUUGUUGAGUUGUUCAA
Mercenaria mercenaria is the source of this 2414-nucleotide messenger RNA. RefSeq lists its product as uncharacterized. The transcript has a single exon. The coding region runs from base 240 to 2108 and encodes 622 amino acids. The record is from RefSeq and is a predicted model, not a curated record. Gene Ontology annotation, molecular function: zinc ion binding. NCBI's taxonomy places the organism in Eukaryota, Metazoa, Mollusca, Bivalvia, Venerida, Veneridae.